Notodromas monacha is the source of this 2029-nucleotide messenger RNA. The record is from the annotation of a GenBank genome assembly. NCBI's taxonomy places the organism in Eukaryota, Metazoa, Arthropoda, Ostracoda, Podocopida, Cyprididae.
AUGGGUGGUGGAAUAAUCUUUCGGCCGCAGCUCGUUGCUGCUGGUCAGUUGCCGUUGCUUGUUGGGCUGGCGGAAGUUAGUUUUAGAACUCGCACGCGGAAGUGCGACGCCGCCAGCGCCUCUAUCCACAAUCGGUCUCGCAACGGCGGAGCUUCCGAAAACCUGGACUCCUUGAUUGAUGUUGGUUACUUCUCGUCGACCGAGUGUAAAGAAACCAAGAUGCCCUUGGCUGGUCCUGUAAUAGAUCCCUGGAUCAACAUCGCCCCCAAGAGAGACCUUACGGCCCCCGUGGAAGUUAUGAUGGUGGAUGGAUCCUCAACUGAGUACUUGAAGAGCGAGUCUGACGGCAUCAACAACAACGCGUGUUCCUAUGAAAAUACCAAAUCCGACAAACCUGCGAAUGGAGCUCGAACCACGUCCGGCAAAAAUUGCACGACAACGUCCAUGGUUACGAUGGAUGAAGAUUCUCCCGAUCAUGAAAAAGCCAGUGAAAUGAAUGCGACUUACGUUUCCGAUUCUGGUCAUUCUCCUGGUGGAAACAAACAAUCACAGCCCGAGUUGAAGAAAUCUCCCGACACGGAUACGGAAGAAAUUGAAGUGAACGACGUUACCCGUGAUGGCCAUGAAAAGGCUACUCCUGAGCAAUUUGAGCUGUUGAAAGUUUUGGGUCAAGGAUCAUUUGGAAAAGUGUUUCUUGUCAAGAAAAUCAUUGGGAAAGACAAAGAUACCCUUUACGCCAUGAAAGUGUUGAAGAAAGCUACCUUGAAAAAUUCCCCUGGGAUUCCUGCGAGUGCAAAUGCCCAUGAUCUUUUUCGAGGCUUCAGUUUUGUGGCGCCCUCAAUCCUUGAUAAGGACACUCCAUGUAAACCGGCUCAACACCUCAUUGAAAGCAAAUUCAUACAAUGUGCGAAGCACACAAACAUCCAGGAUGAUUUUGAAAUCUUGGAGAAAAUCGGCCAAGGAAGUUAUUCCAUUUGCAAACGAUGCGUGAAUCGACAAACGAAGGUGGAAUACGCCAUCAAGAUUGUACCGAAAGAUAAACGUGACUGCAGGGAAGAAGUUGAUAUUUUGAGACGUUACGGUACUCACCAGAAUGUUGUAACGUUACACAGCGUGUACGAAGAUUCUACAAAUGUUUACCUCGUGUUGGAGCUCAUGAAAGGAGGCGAGCUAUUCGACAAGAUUGUGAAGCAGAAGUUUUUUUCUGAACGAGAGGCUGCUUCAAUAAUGCAAACCCUUGCUUCGACUGUGGCGUAUCUGCAUCAAAAUGGGGUUCAGAGAGGGGGUGUGGUGAAUGUUUUGAAUGACAGCAAUGUGUUGAACAUUCCUCACAGUCACACGCCAUUUGCCACCGGACCAGACGACACGCCGAAUGAAAUCUUGAAGCGCAUCGGGGAAGGGAACUUGAAACUCAACUCCGGAAACUGGGCGUCAGUAGUACUAACAGCAUUCCUGGCUGUCGUCCAACAGGACUUGGUUUCCAAGAUGCUGCACAUCGACCCGGCGAAACGACCGUCUGCUGCACAAGUUGUCCAGCACUCUUGGAUCACGAAUCGGGACUCCAACUCCAGUCAGCAACUCAUCAUCCGCGAUAAGAAGGGUAUUAAGGGAGCUUUAAAUGCAACGUUCCGUGCCAUAAGUCAGUCGCCUAAGGCUCCCAAUGUUGGACCUGUGGGAGCAUCCGCACUGGCCAGAAGACGGGGCAUGAACCGCCCUCAGGGUUCGACCGAGCCAAACUCAUGGAUGCAGUGCAACAAGCGCCACAGAUCGGUGUUCAAGCCUUCCGUUUCCCCACUCCCCCCGCGACAAAGCAAGUGGUGAAAAAAGAGGAAAAAAACGAGAAUUUUAUCGAGGUGUCUUUCGUGAUGAAGUGGGAUCAAUCAUGCGGAUAUCCGGAUUCGAGUAUUAUUUUUUCGGUGUUGGAUGUUACCACGCUUUGUUUUUCGGUUUUCCGACCGUUGCUCUGAUUGGAAAACGAGUGCCUGGUUCUAUCGUCCGCUUUCUCUGAAUGCUCCCGUUGAAACAAAAA